GGAGUCGAGUCAUUCACUUUGAGUCAUUGCUGGAUUCUUUUUUCAUCUCCGCACAAGUCUAAAGCAUGGAUUUGCGACGUUGGACACUUUUUUCUCAACUUGCAAACCCUCAAAAUUUAUUAUUUUAAAAAAUAUGCCAGUCUACAGACAAGCUUUAAAUGACCUCGACGACAAGCGAAUCAAGGAAAUCCGUCCUUUGAUCCCGCCUCAGAUCUUGGUCGAGGAUAUCCCACUUACACUCAAGGCUGCUCAGACUAUUGUCGAGGGUAGACAGUCUGCUGAGAGCAUUAUCAAGGGAAAAGACGAUAGACUUUUGGUUAUUGUUGGCCCAUGCUCAAUCCACGACGUCAACGCCGCAAAGGAAUAUGCCAAGCUUUUGAUCGAGUACAACGAAACUGCCAAGGAAGAUCUUUGCAUCAUUAUGCGUGUCUACUUUGAAAAGCCACGUACCACUGUUGGCUGGAAGGGCUUGAUCAACGAUCCUGAAUUGAACAACAGUUUCCAGAUCAACAAGGGUCUUCGUGUUGCUCGCCAGCUUUUGUUGGACUUGAAUGAGAUGGGUAUUCCAACUGGUUGUGAAUUCCUUGACACCAUCUCACCACAAUACACUGGCGAUUUGGUUGCGUGGGGUGCUAUUGGCGCACGUACCACUGAAUCACAGAUUCACAGAGAACUUGCCUCUGGACUUUCAUGCCCUGUUGGUUUCAAGAACGGUACUGAUGGUGCCAUUGGUAUUGCUAUUGAUGCUAUCAAGGCUUCCAGCAAUGGUCACCAUUUCCUUUCUGUCACAAAGCAAGGUCUUUCCGCCAUUGUUCAGACUGAGGGUAACGAUAGCUGCCACGUCAUUCUUCGUGGUGGCAAGACUGGUCCCAACUACGAUGCUGAAGAAGUCAAGAAGACCGCCACUCAGUUGGAGAAGGCUAAGCUUCCUGGCCUUGUCAUGAUUGAUUGCAGUCACGGUAACAGCAGCAAGGAUCACAACCGACAACCCAUUGUGGCCGAUUGCAUUGCACAACAACUCGAACACCCCAAGGAGACUGGAGAUAACAUCAUUGGUGUUAUGAUUGAAUCUCACCUUGUUGAAGGACGUCAGGAUAUUCCUGCUGAAGGCGCACAUAGAUUAACUUAUGGUCAGUCUGUUACUGAUGCUUGCAUAAAUUGGGAAUCCACCUCCCGAGUACUUGACAGACUUAGAGAAGGUGUUCGGGCAAGAAGAGCUGCUCGCCGCGCUUAAAUUUCUAUCUGCAACCACUACCUCACCCAAAAAAAAUAAAAAAAAUUCAAAUUGGCCGGUUAUGCUCUGGAGACGUUUACAUCCAUCGCAAAUAUUCCUUAUCCUAAAAAACCAAACCCAUUGAAAUAAAAACACAUUAGGAGAACACAAUGUAGAGAUCGAUUAACCCCCCUGUGUGGUUACCUACUCUCAGCUAUAUUUUGCGGCGAUGAAGUACAGUAGAUGAGAGUACCGAAAGUGGAUCGAUGAAAUGAUAAUAACUUUUCGUCCGAGCAUGCAGCAUAGGGAACCCACACCAGCAAUAGUAGACGGCCGCCACUUGCUGAGCGAUGGAUUGGCGCCCUGCAUGGGUGACUGAUUUUUUUAAAGCGGCGAAAGACUGGCUAAUGGAAAUA
Messenger RNA from Umbelopsis ramanniana AG, 1629 nucleotides. RefSeq lists its product as uncharacterized. The coding region runs from base 134 to 1234 and encodes 366 amino acids. NCBI's taxonomy places the organism in Eukaryota, Fungi, Mucoromycota, Umbelopsidomycetes, Umbelopsidales, Umbelopsidaceae. The transcript is spliced from 8 exons. The record is from RefSeq and is a predicted model, not a curated record. Gene Ontology annotation, biological process: aromatic amino acid biosynthetic process. Gene Ontology annotation, cellular component: cytoplasm. Gene Ontology annotation, molecular function: 3-deoxy-7-phosphoheptulonate synthase activity.